AUGGCUACGACAGAGCACCCAUACCGUCGAAACUUGGCGUCGGCAACUCCGGUGAAGCUCAGCACGACAAACAAGGGUCACAAUGAGGCAUUGGUGGCUCAACAAUCAGAACAUGAGGAGAAUAUAGAGCUCAGUGAACCGCCGAGUGGCACAGUUGCGUCACCUCGUCCGUUUGCAACGCCAGAAGCCGUCCAGUACCAUCGCAAGUCUGAAUCGUCGCCUGCGCCUUCGAGUUUCGUAUCGCCGAACUCAUCGCGCUCCAAUUUGAAUGCCUCCAGCAGCAGUGCCGUUGAGCUGCGUACAGGAUCCGAGAACGGGAUGUCGAGCCACGCUCGCAGAGCCCACAGAUCGCUGGAUCUUUCGCAUUUAUUUUUGUUGGACAACAAGGACACGCGAUUCACGGCCACGAAUGAAAGUGUGGCGGAUCUCUCGCACCAGAUGGUAGGCCAGUAUCUUGGCGAGGCUCACAAUUCGUCACUGGUUCCCCGUUUGAAGACAAUUGAAAUGUACAAGCAAAACGUAAAGAAAUCAAAGGAUCCCGACGUGCUGUUCCAGUAUGCACAGUAUAUGCUUCAAACUGCGCUUACAAUCGAUCCCACGGAAGAGGUUGAAGAAAACUCGACCUCUGCCGAAGGUAAGCAGGAGACAGUGUCCCAGCAAGAGAUGCGCAAGCAGUUUCUCAAAGAGGCUCAGGUGUACCUCAAAAAGCUCAGCGUGAAAGGCUAUUCAGAUGCACAAUAUUUGCUGGGAGACGCAUAUUCGUCAGGUGCGUUCGGAAGAGUAAACAACAAAGACGCGUUUGUAUUGUUCCAGUCUGCCGCCAAGCACGGGCAUGUGGAAAGUGCUUUUAGGACAGCGCAUUGUUUUGAAGAGGGAUUAGGCACUACUCGAGACUCUAGAAGAGCGGUCGAAUUCUUGAAAUUUGCUGCAAGCAGGAAUCACACCUCGGCUAUGUACAAACUGGGCUUGUUUUCGUUUUAUGGUCGAAUGGGACUUCCAAACGAGGUUACCACUAAGCAAAAUGGUAUCAAAUGGCUGUCCCGUGCUGCAGCUCGUGCUACUGAACUUACGAGUGCCGCUCCCUAUGAACUCGCCAAAAUAUACAAAAAUGGAUUUUUGGACAUUAUCAUACCAGAUCUUAAGUAUGCCAUGGAGCUGUAUAUUCAGGCAGCUUCCCUAGGUCACGCUCAGUCGGCAACUGGUCUGGGCAAGAUCUACGAAGCAGGUAACGAAGUCGUUCCCCCAGACACCAGUCUAAGUGUGCACUACUAUACACAAGCGGCAUUGUUGGGGGAGCCGCACGCCAUGUUAGGGCUGUGUGCGUGGUAUUUGAUGGGCGCGGAGCCUGUUCUUGAAAAAGACGAGAAGGAGGCCUUCCAGUGGGCUUUGAAAGCUGCUAAAUUGGGGCUCGGGAAGGCCCAAUUCACGGUCGGUUACUUCUAUGAGAAGGGCCGCGGCUGCAGCGUUGAACCCAAGAGCGCUCGGUAUUGGUACGAGCUCGCUGCAAAAAACAACGACUCGCGUGCCUUGAACAAGCUCAACGAUCAAAAUGUCCCGCUUCACAGAAAACAGAAGAGUUUGACUGCUUUGAACUUGUUCUCGUCUGCGUCGGCCGCCAAUCUACUGGAAACCGAUGCAGGGACCCCGCCAAAGCUGGCCCAAGCGCAUACUUCCAACCAACUCUCGGUGCAGGCGCCAUCAGAGCUUAGUGGCACAGGUAGUGGCCAAGCCAACUCCGUUCCUGUCCAGGGUGACACGACUGAAACAUCGACGGCACCCGAACAGCCACUUGCUUCUAGCCCUCCGACCGCGUUCCAGUUGGUCGGAGACGAACGUGCCACGGAAGAUACGGCCAAACCAGAAACCGGUGCAAAGAAGGAAGAUUUGGAUAACUCGGCUAAUACGUCGUCGGUCAAGAAAAGCAAGAAAAAAAUGGUUCAAAGAAGAAAGACAAGAAAUGCGUGA
Messenger RNA from Lachancea dasiensis, 1965 nucleotides. Lineage: Eukaryota; Fungi; Ascomycota; Saccharomycetes; Saccharomycetales; Saccharomycetaceae. The record is from the annotation of a GenBank genome assembly.